UCUGCUCCGGGCUGUGUUUUCGCAGAGUUCACCGUUCUUCCCCCGCCCCGCGGGGCUCCGGCCCGAGUAUGGAGAAGUACGAGGAGGACAUGGCACUGAAGGCCACCAAGUUCAUGGAGGAUCUGUCCCUCUACGAGCCCUGCCCGGAGGGUCUCUACAGCCGGGGUGGCCGCCGGGACCUGGCGCUGCACCCCGACCUGGAGGAGACCAAGCGGGUCAUCGCCGCCCACAUGACGGCGGAGCAGCGGGGCCGGAAGAUGAACGGCACCGCCGCGCCGCCGCCUGCCGAAGCCUUCCCCGCCGCCGCCCCCUGCGGCAAAGCCUACCCGCCCGCUGCGCCGGCCGCCCCGCUCCGCGCCGCCAACGGCCGCACCGCCGACCCGCCGCCGGCCGCGGGCCCGCCGUGCUGUGAGGAGGGGCUGUGCACCCGCUCCGAGGUGGCGCUGCCUUGCUACAGCGGCUUCGCCGACAAGGGCAAGCGCUACUCGGCCGAGGGCUACCGCUACACUGCGGGCAGCGCCUACGAGGGCGGCGGUUACGUGGCCAAGGGUGGCGGGCGGGCGCCCGGCGGCCCGGACGGCAAGUACGGCGCCGCCAGCCCGCGGGCCAGCUUGGCCAUCUCCUCGCCGGGCCCCGCGGCCGAGCAUGGCAAGUUCUCCAGCCCGCGCUCCAGCCUGGGCGGCGCGGCGGCGCUGCCCUACGAGAAGUACUCCAGCCCCCGCUCCAGCCUAGUGGUGCCCGGCCAGGAGAAGUACGGCAGCCCCCGCGCCAGCCUGGUGCAGUACGACGGCGCGGCCCUCAGCCCCCGCUCCAGCUACGCCAGCACUGCCAGCGACACCAGCAAGCACUCCAGCCCCCGCGCCAGCCUCACGAGCUACGACGGUGGCGGCAGCAAGCCCAGCAGCAACCGCACCAGCGGCAUCAGCAUGGGCUAUGACCAGCGCCACGCCAGCCCCCGCUCCAGUACUGCCAGCCAGUACUCCUGCACCACCAGCCCCCGCUCCAGCUACUCGGACUCCAGGUACGGGCUGCCGGGCAGCGCCGAGCCGGAGGGGACGGGCGGCGCCGGGCUCGCCCUGGCCAGUCCCCGCUCCAGCCUGUGCGGCCCCGAGGGCCGCGUUGCGCCAGGCGCUGCCGUGGUUAGCCCCCGCUCCAGCAUCUCUAGCCAGAGUUCGCGCAGCUCCCGCGGCUCCAUGAGCGCCUACCCCGAGCUGCAGCUGCCCUCGCCCCGCUCCUCUCUGCUGGCGCCCGGCCUGCAGGAGGACGGUGUUGUGCCCGAGCUGGGGGACGUCUACCACAAGAUCCAUGCCCAGUCCCCGCCGCGGCACGACCAGCAGCACCCAGCCGUCGCCCCCGAGGCGGGCACCCCCUACGCCUACAGUCCGACCAAAGGCUCCGCUCCGACGUCCAAAUUCAAGCUCCCCUACCAGGUGACGCCGUGCCGGGAGAGCGGCCCCAGCCAGGCGGAGAGACGGCUGGAGGCGCUGACGCUGGAGCUGGAGAAAGAGCUGGAGAUGCACAUGAAAAAAGAGUACUUCGGUAUUUGUAUAAAAUGUGGCAAAGGUGUGUAUGGAGCGAGCCAGGCUUGCCAAGCAAUGGGCAACCUCUACCAUACCAACUGCUUCACCUGCUGCUCUUGUGGGAGAAGACUGCGAGGAAAAGCCUUCUACAAUGUCAAUGGCAAGGUGUACUGUGAAGAAGACUUCCUAUAUUCAGGUUUCCAGCAAACAGCAGACAAGUGCUUUGUGUGUGGACACCUCAUCAUGGAAAUGAUCUUGCAGGCCCUUGGGAAGUCCUAUCACCCUGGCUGCUUUCGCUGCGUGGUGUGUAACGAGUGCCUGGAUGGAGUCCCCUUCACUGUAGACGUGGAGAACAACAUUUACUGUGUCAAAGACUACCACACGGUUUUUGCACCCAAAUGCGCUUCCUGUAACCAGCCGAUCCUACCAGCACAGGGCUCUGAGGAGACCAUUCGAGUGGUGUCAAUGGACAAGGACUACCACGUGGAGUGCUAUCACUGUGAGGAUUGUGGCUUGCAGCUCAAUGAUGAGGAGGGCCACCGCUGUUACCCGUUGGAGGGGCACCUGCUCUGCCACAGCUGCCACAUCAGGCGCCUCAACAUCAAGCUGCCUUCGCACCCGCCGCCCAGCUACCCCAUGCACGUCACGGAGCUCUGAGACACUGCCAGCAGGAGAGGAGAGAGCUCACAAUGACUCUAAAGAUGAGAUUCCAGUAGUUACCACCUAAACCAGCUAUUUAUUUUUCCAAUCAGAGGUGAAGGGUCCUUUUCUGAUCGUGUACAUAAUGCUUUCUUCUCUCUAGGCAUUGCCACCGCACCGCCGUCUACUUGAACAAAUCAUCCACCACUAAACUGUAACUGUCAGUGGCAGCAUUGCUGAGAGCAGUGCUACAAAAGGGCUGUUCUGCACUCUCUGCACACUGCCCUGCAGUGGAGAUUUCACCCCAGCAAGGAGUGUAGAGUUACUUUCCAAAAGUUAGCACCUUAUCAUAUGGCAGCAAGCAUGGUAAGAUAAAUGCUAGCAUUUUAGCUAGUGGUGGUGAGUGCUGCUCUGGGAGAAUGCAGGCUCACAGGCUUUUUAAAAGUUACUUACAUUCCCAGAAGGUAGGGACUAGGGAGCAAACAAGUGACAGUUUCAGCAUGGGUCAAAUGAUGGCAUCCUGUGCACAAGCACCAAGCCAGCUUCCCAUCUACAAGGGUCCACAGCCAUCCAAAGAGUAUUUUAGCUUGUUAAAGAAAUACAGCAAGCAUCUCACUUAAACCCCACCUCACGGAGGAAAAAAUCCAAAAGAUUGGCACAUGCAGGGUCAGAGCAGCUGAAGAAAGUGACAGACCUCUGUAAUUGCUGGUGGUGUACAAAUGUAGCCAUGGUUUCAAAAUGCGUUCAUAUCGAGUUGAUGAUUUGGCACUUAGCAAAGGCUUCCUGUUUUUGUCUGACUGGGUUAGCAAAGGCACACUCAUCUUUCUACUGCUUUUACACAAGCCUCCGUUUGUUACCCACUGCUUUAUGAGUGGAUGUUGAUACACUAUUAAACCCAGAGGGAGACAGUGGAUGUACAUCCUUAGCUUUGUGUUCUUUUCUGGAUGUACUUUGAGCUGAUUAUGGUGAUUGUCUUCCUGGGGAAAACAAAGGAGAGUUGAGCAGAACUAACGGCGAGUCGGCCCCUUGCGACACUGGUGUUUUACAACAGGCAUUAGCUGUAGGUAGGAUGUACACACUUGCAGAUUGUGCAUAAGCUUUGACAGUAACCUCAGAGCUCUGGGGAAAUAUAUGUCUUCCAUAUAGGAAGUGAGAUGAAUCUUUUUUUUUUUCCCUAUGGUUUGUUUUCUACCAUGUGCUGAUGCUUUACAUGCAAAUCACAUAUCUGUAUGUUUGAGAGAGCUCCUUGCAUCCUCAGGAGAAUUGAUCCAGCCUUCCUGAAUUUAUAUUCUAAAUAAAUCUGUCGUUGCUGUCUUUAGCUGUAUCCAAAAUUACAACAAAAUGAAGAUUCUUCUGCUCCAGAGGAAGGGGGAAUGAGGGGAGCAGAUCCUCUGCAUGUGCAAAUUGGGACAUUUCUGUGCCAGUCCUCAGCACAUCAAGGACCUGCCUGAUCCUCUCGGCCACGAUCC
Molecule: messenger RNA, 3628 nt
Organism: Dryobates pubescens (Downy woodpecker)
Lineage: Eukaryota; Metazoa; Chordata; Aves; Piciformes; Picidae
Gene: WTIP
Product: WT1 interacting protein
Exons: 8
Coding region: 69-2177 (702 amino acids)
Biological process (GO): negative regulation of hippo signaling; positive regulation of miRNA-mediated gene silencing; regulation of DNA-templated transcription
Cellular component (GO): adherens junction; nucleus; transcription regulator complex
Molecular function (GO): transcription corepressor activity
Source: RefSeq, a predicted model, not a curated record